This is a messenger RNA of Thrips palmi, 2595 nucleotides long. RefSeq names its product serine proteinase stubble-like. Gene Ontology annotation, biological process: proteolysis. Bases 195 to 1571 code for a protein of 458 amino acids. The transcript has 7 exons. Gene Ontology annotation, molecular function: serine-type endopeptidase activity. Lineage: Eukaryota; Metazoa; Arthropoda; Insecta; Thysanoptera; Thripidae. The record is from RefSeq and is a predicted model, not a curated record.
GCCAGGCCCCUAUAGUCUCCCCAGGCCAUGCCGACGCCCACGGGGCGCCGCGGCCACAGCACCGCGCACCGAGCCUUUUUGGAUUACCGCCAGCAUCCCUCCGCAUAACGAGAAAGAAAGUGCCAGUGCGAGUGUGUGCGCGUGUGUGUGUGAGUGAGGCAAAGCAGCAGGCUGGCCGUGGCCCAUGCCCUGACAUGAGGCGUGUGCUCGUGGUGGUGCUGGCGGCGACGCUGGCCUGCGUCCUGCCGCACGGCAGUGAUGGCCACGCCGCGGGUUACUCUCGCGGCCCCAGGAUCCCGACGCCCUACCAGUCGCUCGCCUCCACGCCGUCGGACGCGCAGGCCGACGCGCAGGCCGACGCGCCCGCCCUCAAGACCAGGCGCGCCUUCUUCCCGGAGACAGAGGACGACGGUGACAACCACCACGACGGCGGCCAUGGCGGCUUCCACGACGAGGACGUUGCCUUGGACCGGCCCCGGGACUCGCGCAGGCUGCCCGGGGGACCGCACGACCAGGAAGCCCUCCUUCUGGGCCUCCUCGCGCACAAGCACGGCAACAGCAGCACCGGCCUGAGCGUGCCGGACAACCCGCGUGGCGUGCAGGGCAGCCUCAUGGACAUGUUGAGCAAGAUGAUCCCGCAGACGUGCUGGUACAACUCGGAGCAGUUCGACUGCGGCCUCAGCCUGUCCUGCGUGCUGGAGGGCGGCCGCCCGCUGGACCUGUGCUCCGGGGGGCUCAUCUGGUCGUGCUGCGUGGCGCCCAGCAAGGUGGAGACGGCCGACCCGAACGUCGGCGCCCUGGAGAACGCGAGCUGCGGGGAGCUCUACAUGAGGAGCAACAGGAUCGUCGGCGGCCACAGCUCCAAUUUCGGCUCCCACCCGUGGCAGGCCGCCAUCAUCAAGUCCGGCUUCCUCUCCAAAAAGCUGUCCUGCGGCGGCGCGCUGCUCAACGACCGCUGGGUGGUGACGGCCGCCCACUGCGUCGCCACCACGACCAACAGCAACCUGCGCGUGCGGCUGGGCGAGUGGGACGUGCGCGACACGACGGAGCGCCUGCACCACGAGGAGUACGCCGUGGAGCGCAAGGAGGUGCACCCCCAGUACAGCCCCACGGACUUCCGCAACGACCUGGCGCUCAUCAAGCUGGACAAGCCCGUGUCCUUCAAGCAGCACAUCCUGCCCGUGUGCCUGCCCGACCCGGGCAUCAAGCUGGUGGGCAGGACGGCCACGGUGGCGGGCUGGGGCCGCACCAGGCACGGUGUGUCCACCGUUCCCACCGUCCUGCAGGAGGUCGACGUGGAGGUGAUCGCCAACGACCGAUGCCAGCGGUGGUUCCGGGCGGCGGGCCGGAGGGAAACCAUCCACGACGUCUUCCUGUGCGCGGGCUUCAAGGAGGGCGGCCGCGAUUCGUGCCAAGGUGAUUCCGGGGGCCCUCUGACCAUGACGAUCGAGGGCAGGAAGGCUCUGGUCGGCCUCGUGUCUUGGGGCAUUGGCUGUGGCAGGGAGCAUCUCCCCGGAGUCUACACCAACAUACAGAAGUUCGUGCCGUGGAUCAACAAAGUGAUGGUCUGAACCGCUGAACUGAGACUGAGCUCCGGUCCAAGGUGGAUGUCUUACCAAAGAGCUUGAAGCGCUCGCAGCGCCAGCGCCCAGCGCCCCUGGCGGCGCGCGGCGGAACUGCUGCAAAUCGCGCGACGCGCGCCCAGUGUGAAAUUGUGCGCCCUUCCGCCUCCGGUCUCCGUCGCGGCAACGGCAACGACAUUGGCAACUUGGCUAAUCCGGAGUGUUUUGGCUCCGGUUUGGCGACGGUGGUUGAGCGCCGCGACUUCUGAGGACUGAGAUAGCGACUCUUCUGCUCAUUUGAAGUACGAACUGAGUGAAAUAUUUAUUUAAUUUUGUGGGUGAUGCAUCACACAAUAUAAAUUCUGGUGUCAAAAUGUUACCAAGUAGGAGUUCUCUACCAGGCAACAUGAGACAGAUUGAUCUGUUUAAUGUGCCGAUUCAGCAGAAGUGCCAACUGUCAUAACAAUUAUUCUAUCUGCAUGAGGCAAUAGAGUAAUAUAUUUUACGAUUUAAUCGUAGUUCAACUAAUUUCCAGUGCAUCAGAGAUUGUGCUUCAACCUGAAGACUGGUAUGUUAAGGGAUAGAGCAAGUUUAUGUAAAUAUAUUUAUAUGGUGGCCUUGACUGUGACUUAGGAAUCAAUUGUGGUGAUACUGCACUCCUGUAUCUUGUAUGUGAUAACCAUAUGCUGCAAUGGCCUGUUACCUCAGGAAUACCUUGUCAUAUUGUCUGUUUCAUAAAGCUUCUCUCCAUUCAGGUGCGCUGACUGAGAUUGUACCACAUUGGUAUCUUUGCGCACAGCUUUAAUGACUAGAGAACCUUUGUUAGAUCAAACGGAUUAAUAUUUUUCCACCCCUUUGUGCUAUUUAUUUAUUGAUUGUAGGAAAAAUCUAGUAGAUAUGAUGCUUAGGAUUUAAUUGUAAAUGUUCCCAAUUCCCAUAAAGAGAGAAAAAGAAAAGAAAGAAAUUUUAUGUUUAACAAUUUUUGUAAAUACAGAUGGAUCUGCAUCAGACAUUAAAUAACUUGAAUAUGCCA